CCGAGUGGGAGGAGGCUUCCCUCUCCGAGGUCGAGUGGACAAUUAGCAGGAUUCACCCUGCAACACUGUUCUGUACUGACAGGAGAACAGCACCCAGACCCUGGACUCAACAUGGGACACGAAAGCAUGACCAAAAUCAAGGAGAAGUUCUCCCUGAAGCACGCCAUCAUCAAGGAGUUCUUGGCCGAGUUUCUGGGGAUCUUCGUCUUAAUUCUGUUUGGCUGCGGGGCGGUGGCCCAGGCUGUCCUCAGCAAGGGGGCCCUGGGGGGGCCCCUGACCAUCCACAUCGGCUUCACCCUGGGGGUCAUGAUGGCGGUGUUCGUGGCCGGGGGGGUGUCUGGCGCCCACGUGAACCCGGCCGUCUCUCUGGCCAUGGUCCUCCUGGGGAAGCUGCCGCUCAGGAAGUUCCCGGUGUACGUCCUGGCCCAGUUCCUGGGGGCCUUCGCGGGCUCCUGCGCGGUGUACGCCCUGUACUACGAUGCCCUGAUGGCGUUCACCAACGGAGACCUGAUGGUUACCGGGGACAACGCCACCGCCAACAUCUUUGCUUCGUACCCGGCGAAGCAUCUCUCCACUCUCAACGGCUUUGUGGAUCAGGUGAUCGCCACGGCCGCCCUGAUCCUGUGCAUCCUGGCAAUCACCGACGCCAAGAACCUGGGCGCGCCGCGGGGGAUGGAGCCGCUCUGCAUCGGCCUGGUCGUCAUGGCGAUCGCCGUCUCCAUGGGCUUCAACUGCGGCUACCCCAUCAACCCCGCCCGCGACCUGGGACCGCGCCUCUUCACCGCCGUGGCCGGCUGGGGGCUGGACGUGUUCAGGGCUGGGGGGUGCUGGUGGUGGGUCCCGGUGGCGGGCCCCAUGGUGGGGGGCGUGGUCGGGGCCUCGGUCUACUUCCUGCUGGUGGAGCUGCACCACUCGGAGCCGGACGCCCCCGAGGAGACCGGCACCAAGGACAAGUACGAGAUGAUCACCGUGAGCUAG
This is a messenger RNA of Gadus chalcogrammus (walleye pollock), 978 nucleotides long. It is a transcript of the gene aqp9b, whose product is annotated as aquaporin 9b. Gene Ontology annotation, biological process: water transport; glycerol transmembrane transport. Gene Ontology annotation, molecular function: water channel activity; urea transmembrane transporter activity; glycerol channel activity. The record is from RefSeq and is a predicted model, not a curated record. The transcript has 6 exons. Gene Ontology annotation, cellular component: plasma membrane; basolateral plasma membrane. NCBI's taxonomy places the organism in Eukaryota, Metazoa, Chordata, Actinopteri, Gadiformes, Gadidae. Bases 112 to 978 code for a protein of 288 amino acids.